CCUUGUUGUCUCUCUCUCUCUCUCUCUCUCUCUCUCUCUCUCUCUCUCCCAUUAGUGCGCCGCGAGCUUCGCCCCCGCGACGCCAUGAACGCGCCUUUGAAGCUCUUGAGGCGCCUCUUCUCCUCCUCAUCGUCUCCUUCUUCGUCGUUCUCUUCAUGCCCCAACCCGUGGCUCCUCAUAGGCCUCGGCAACCCCGGCGACAAGUACCAAUCCACGCGACACAACGUUGGCUUCGACAUGAUCGAUGCUUUCGCGCGGUCGCAAGGCAUUCCGUUCGGCUCCGUUCACUGCAAAGCCCUCUUCGGCGAAGGGACUAUCGGCGGUGUCCCAGUUCUGCUCGCAAAGCCGCAGACUUAUAUGAAUCUCAGUGGCGAAUCUACGGGGCCACUUGCUGCCUACUAUAAGCUUCCUCUUAAUCAUGUCAUUGUGAUGUAUGAUGAUAUGGACUUGCCAUGUGGAGUUCUUCGCAUACAACCAAAAGGAGGACAUGGACGCCACAAAGGGUUAAAGAGUGUGAUCUACCACUUCCGAGGAAAUAGAGAAUUUGGCCGAUUAAGAAUUGGAAUCGGAAGACCACCUGGCCAGAUGGAUCCCAAAGCUUUUCUGCUCCAGAAGUUCAACAAAACAGCCCGUGAAAGGAUUGAUUCAGCUUUGGAAGAGGGCGUGGAAAUACUGAAGGCGGUGGUUACCAAGGGCUUGACGGAAGCAGCAAGGUCCUGCAACACAGAGCAGAAGUACAAGCAUCUCAGAUUUCAGAACUUACCUGUCUGACUUUCAACUCCAAUUCCUGCAUUGGUGGGCUUUUUCUCAAUCUCGCAAAUGAAAUACGACUCACUCGGCAUAAUGCAUUGCCGCUUGAAGCCACUAGUUUCUAAGUUACUAGGUCGCACGAAUUCUCUCGUGCUCCAUAAAUAUGCACUGAUUCUUACCCAUGUAUAUUACACAGAACUGAAUGAACAUAACAUGGCCUAUUAUUUCCUGCUUAUUUGGAGAUUAUUUCUGUAUUUCUUUGACACUUUAGUUUCAAAUCCAUUUACUUUUACAUUGAUAGAAAA
Messenger RNA from Ananas comosus (pineapple), 1055 nucleotides. Its product is annotated as peptidyl-tRNA hydrolase, mitochondrial. Bases 85 to 771 code for a protein of 228 amino acids. Gene Ontology annotation, molecular function: peptidyl-tRNA hydrolase activity. The record is from RefSeq and is a predicted model, not a curated record. The transcript is spliced from 8 exons. NCBI's taxonomy places the organism in Eukaryota, Viridiplantae, Streptophyta, Magnoliopsida, Poales, Bromeliaceae.